Molecule: messenger RNA, 507 nt
Organism: Penicillium waksmanii
Lineage: Eukaryota; Fungi; Ascomycota; Eurotiomycetes; Eurotiales; Aspergillaceae
Exons: 3
Coding region: 1-507 (168 amino acids)
Source: RefSeq, a predicted model, not a curated record
AUGGACAAUGAAGCGACAACACUACUUGUAACUUGCCCUCAAACCGUCAUUGCGCCUAACUGCGGCGUUUCCGAAGCAGGAAUGACGGCUAUCCUUAAGAAGAACUCCGUACAGCUGGUGGAUGUCAACAAAAAGAAUAGCACCGCGUCCCUGUCGUGUCAUAUUACCGGAACAACUUACGCAUCCUGCUAUGCUACCAACGAAAUUUCGGUUCACGCCACACUCGCUCCGAAAGACCUCAACUGGAUGGCACUACCAGUUAUGUCCGCGACAUCAACUACAACAGGUGCACUAAGCUCCUCAAUCUCCACCCAGCAAGUUAUGAUCACAUCUCCCGUGAAGCUGCCAUCAGGAACAGAAACGGCUGCUACACCGGCAGCUGAGAGCCAAGGAACAUUCUGGCUCAAAACCUCAUGGGGCUUAUACGCCACAAUGGGAUCGAUUAUGGCUGGAACUCUGGGGUACACCUUGCUUUUCCCAUUGAUAGGCUCGCAAUUUCAAUCUUGA